Molecule: messenger RNA, 1368 nt
Organism: Drechmeria coniospora
Lineage: Eukaryota; Fungi; Ascomycota; Sordariomycetes; Hypocreales; Ophiocordycipitaceae
Exons: 2
Coding region: 1-1368 (455 amino acids)
Biological process (GO): maintenance of rDNA; regulation of exit from mitosis
Source: RefSeq, a predicted model, not a curated record
AUGCCCCGGCUUGUUCGGCGCAAGUCGCUAUGGGAGCGCGUCAGCUCGAUGCUGAACCCCAUGGACUUUUUGCUCUGGCUCUCGGAGGAGAUGGAGACGAGGGACUGGGACUCGAAUCUGGUCGGCACCCAGCUUGGCUUGGGCUUGAACCUCAUCUUCCUGCUGGCGCGCGCCAACUCCGGCUCAAAGUCGGCCGAAGAUGACGUGUUCGGCGACGAGGGCAGCGCGAGCUGGCUCUCCCUCUUGGUCCACCCGUUAAUUUGGACGCUCGUGUUCUUCUCCGUGAGCAAUGCAGUGUAUACGAUAUCCCGAACGAGAAAGUACCGAAUGUUCGAGGCGAGCAUCGACCGUCAGCCGUCUACCCCUUCCGCGCAGCGAGUCAAGGUGCAAUCCUCGCCCGUCUCCUCCUCUCCGUUGCGAUACAUUGCCGACAUCUUGACGCCCGAAUCGGCCGAGUCUCGAGCGCAUCCGGACAGGAACCGAGACGUGUGGGAGCUCUCGGUCUGGGACCCUCUACCGGUGUGCAUUCGGCUGUUCUGCUUCUUCGGCCCGGGCCACGUUCUCGUCUACCUGCUGUUUCUCCCUCUCGCGCCUCUCGACCCUCGGCCGAGCGUGGCCGUGUUCAAUACUCUGGUGGUGCAGGUGGUCCUGUCGGCGCAAAUGCUCCUGCUCUCGUCGCGAUUCGGCCAGCAAGCCAAGGACCAGGCGAUAGUGCAACGGGAGGUCAUGCACGAAUACGACACCAAGUUUGUCCAUCCACGAUUGCACCCCGUUGUCAGGGACGCCGGAACGCAACUGUCGGAGGCCAGUGGAUUUGUGCAGACGGGCACGGCGACGACGCUCAUCCGUCGCUCAUUCAUGGCACAUCACAACCCACACGUCGACCCGGCCGAGUCUUCCUUGGUGGCCAAUGCUAGCAAUGCGCUGAAGCCGCCGAUGUUCACGCCGCCCACGGUCAGCCGACGAGCGGAAUCGACCACGACCGCCUUCAGCCGGCGCAGCCCUGACGGACGAACCAGCUUGCCGACCAACCGGACUCCUGCUUCCGUCCAGACCACGACCAGCGUUGCUCCUUUGACAAGCAGCAGGCAGGGCCUCGGCGGAAGCAUGGGCAUCUUCACGCAUGGCAAGUCUCCGCUGAAGAAGGCGAUCAGCAUGGGAGCCAUCAACGGAGCCGACCGAUCGUCGCCGAGGAACUCGAGGGAAAUGGCGGCGUAUGAGCAGCGGAACUGGGAGCCCCCGAGCAGCCCGACGAAGCUCGGCGGGUUCAGGGAGUCGAUGAGCAUGAACAUGAACAGUUCGCCGCAUCCAUUUGCAAACAUGGGCAAGCACAGGCCGGGGUAUGAGAGAUACCCCAAACGACUGUAG